Molecule: messenger RNA, 4297 nt
Organism: Argiope bruennichi
Lineage: Eukaryota; Metazoa; Arthropoda; Arachnida; Araneae; Araneidae
Exons: 2
Coding region: 310-1488 (392 amino acids)
Source: RefSeq, a predicted model, not a curated record
AAAUCCAUCGCAAACCAUACAUUUCGGCGGUUUGAGGGUGAGGAGAGGAGCUUUAAGGAUAAGUGCCAUUUACACCUAGAGUUGUAUCUCAACGCUUAGUCUGUUAGGUGUGAAAAAUUGUUUUUAUCGAAACGGUGUGGCGAUAAAUUAGCUCGAUUAUUUCACUACUGGCCCGACCCAAUCGUCAAUUCUAUGCGAUGUGGUUUUAAACGGGGGGCCCAGGAUAUAAAGCGAGGACAUCUUUGGAUUUUGCAGAGGACUUGCUUGAAAAUAAUUUCCAUUCUGUCUAGGAAUUUACUUUAAAAAAAAAUGGAAGCACCUGUUAAUGGUUCGAAGAUUGUAGUCCCUUUCGUGCCAUCACUUUUGCACUUCUCAUUGGUAAAGGUAGCUUUUCCAUUGUUCAAAAGCUUUGAUAAUGCAACUUGGUGUAUCAUCAUGGAAGAAAUGAAGCGCUCAAGUCCUGCAGAAUUUAAUGAAGCUAGGUCUGAAAAUCCUAAGGUAAACAAAGCAAAGGAAAAGUUACUUCACAUUCCUUCACAUUUAAGACUCGGAAUAUUAGAAACAAUUAUGGGCUUGCAUUCUGCUGUCGCACAAUGGCGUAUGAACCAUCCACUUUCAGAUGAUUUUCCUGAACUUCUUUUCUUUAAAACUGAUGGAACAGUUGAUAGAAUUAAGACAGUUCAGCAAUUGGUUCUGAAGGAAGAAAUAAAUAUCGAACAGAGGUUUGAUUUGGCGUGCUCCUAUUUCUUGGGCAAUACUAUACACACUUUGUGGGCAGAAAUGAAGAGAUCUGGUAAGGCAGCCAAAUCUUUGACAACUUAUAAUCCUGUUUCACGUUUUUGGGUUAGAAGGAUGCGUCGUAAAUAUCGGGUUCCGUGGAUAUAUGCCGUUCAAUUACAACUUGACUUUCCUGAUGAAUUUUUGAGUAGUCCGACACCAAGAUUCAGUGCUUUCUUUCCUUUCUUGCGGCCAAAAGCCAGGGAGAGGUUUCUUAUCUCUUUAAUGCAGACCACACCAGAUGAUUUCCUGUUAUGUCUGUAUGGAGCAACUAAAGAAGAAGAAUUGCAAAUAUUGGAAAUGGAUACUCCAAAACUCCUUUGUCUCUAUUUGGAUUGGCCACUGCAAAGUUUCUUCCUUGAAAUAGUAGAAAAAUUGUGGAAUUUUAUUGAUUCUUCUCUUUUUAAAGCAGUACUGGAGGUUAUUUACUCAUACAGUAUGAGCAGGAAGGAUUUUGAUUAUGACAAACUUUAUAUGGACUUUUGGGAAAGAAGCCCUAAUAACUUGAAGGAAGAAGCAAUGGCGUGCCCAGUUUUCGGCAACAAACUUAAAUUGUAUUACGAUUCAAUUAGGAAGAAGCAAAAAGGUGAAUUUUAUAAAGUGGCAGGUCCAAAGAGGAAAAGAUAUGAAUUACCUCCUGAUCUCGAGCAUGCAAUAAAUGUGUCAGUAGACUGCUUUUUUGCCAACAUGUUUGGUCAUCUCUUUGAUUGAGAUGAACCAGCGAUAUAAGAUUAUCACCUUCUCAAAAAAUGCUAUACAAAUUUUUCUAUUGCAUAUGAAAAAAUGCCUUCAUCUUCCAAAACAUUAAAAUGUCAUCUACACCAUUACAACUUGAAGCUACAUUUUUUUUGUUAAGUGUUCAAAGAUCUGAGUUUUUGGAUUGACUAUCUUUUCCUACAAUGUCAGAAAUGUUUUACAUUAUAUUUAACAUAUCAUUUUUUAUUCUAUCUCACUAAAAAGUGUGAUAAUAGUUUAAAAGUACUAUUUGGUUUAAAAAUAUUAUCGUAAGUGAGUAGAAUUUCAUUAUGUUUUCAAUUUCAUGAUAGUAGGUUGUAACAAUAUUACUUUGUAGACAUGACCACAUAUGAUACUAACAUUACUGAUUUCUGUCAGCAUUGGAGUUUGUGUUAAGCAUUUCUCUGUCCAUUUCAUUGUAACAAUUCCUUCAUUUUGUGAAAAUUAAAAAUCAGAUUAAGAAAAAUAAAUAUCUAAAAGUUAUAUUUGAAAUAUCUUUUGGCUUGUCUUGUCUAAGGCAGUGUUUAUGGUACUUGGUUUUUAAAAAAUGAAAGAUAUUAAUUAUGCAUUUCAAUAAAUAAUAAUAUAUUUUAAUUCUGGAAAUUUAUAAAAUUACACUUUCACUUCAAUUUAGUAAUGGUGCAUUUUACUAUUUGAUCCACUAUUUUAUGGCCAAAAUUUUAUUUAUUUAUUUAUAUCACAAAAUUUUUUGCAUGAUUUUCUAUAUAAAUUAUACUACAUGAUUCUCAUCUUUGGGAAGAAAUGCUCUGCUUUUUAUUAGAGAUAAAAUAUUUCCUUUAUGCAUUUUAAUAAAAAUUGUAUGGAUGAAGCUGGAUUCAAUUUAAUUCAAUAAAACAUAAUUCUAUAUGUAGGAGUUUUAUUCUAAAAUAAUAUUUCAUUAUUUUUUUAUUAUUGGCUUUUUUGAUAUAAUUAUGUUGAUGUUUUUAAAUAGUUUUUUUAUAUUGUAAUUUUUAAAAUUUUGAAGAAAUGUAUGAGUUUUUAAAAAUUUCAAAUGGGAUAAACAAUUAUAAGCUCAGUUGAUUACUGGUUUUAUGUAAAUGUUCAUUGUAAUAUUUUUUAAGAAAAUGAAAUUUUAAAAUAUUAGAAAUAUAUUUAUCUAUAUAGUACCAAGCGAUUCUUUUUACUGAGGCAGAGUACAGAAGUUUUACUCUCAUAAGUAUUUGAACCAACUCAUUUAAUGGAACUGUGGUGACCUGAGAUAAGGUCUCAGUUUUCUGAUCAGAAAGUUUCAGGUUUAAAAUCCUGAUCCCCAAGAAUUACCUAGUCACACCUGAAAACAGGUAUGAUGUAUGUAAAUCCAUUGGGCGCAGGUGUUUCGCUAAUGUGGCAUGAAAAUUUGGAGAAUGAAUUCUGGCUCGGAUAACAAGCUCGUCACAUAGCCCUGCUGUUGUGUUUCAUUUCUAACCAAAUACUACUUAAUUUUGUAAAUAAAUUAAAAAUAAUAUGAAUGUUAUUCUGUGUUUUCAUGAAUGUGGUCAGUUUGUUAUUCUGUGAAGUAUACUCAUCUUUUGUUGUGAUUAGUGUAUAUGCGUAUUUGUCAAAAAAAUAAAAAGUUUACCUAUACUUUAUUUAGGUUUUUUUUUUUCGUUUUGUUUGGACCCUUAUGUUAAAAUGCUUAGAUUUAAAAAGUACAAUUUUCUCAUUUUUAAUAUGAUGAAUACAUUUAUUUAUAGAUUGGAUAUAAAUAUAAAUAUAUGUAAAUAUAUGUAUAUGUAUAUUUAUGAUAUUUAUUUUAUGGUUACAUUUUGUUACUGGAAAUGUGUAAUGGUGACAAAAAGAAAUUUAUAAAAUUGAAAUUUAUAAAAUUUCACCUUCACAUCAAUUUAGUAAUUUACUAUCUCAUUCACUAUUUAUUUUAUGGCUGGAGAUAAUUAUUUAUAUCAUCGCAAAGAAUUUUGAAUGAUUUUCAAUAUAAAAUAUGCUACAUGAUUCUUAUCUUCUCUGCGAAGAAAUGCUCAGCUUCUUAUUACAGAUAAAAUAUUUCCUUUAUGCAUUUUAAUAAAAAUUGUAUGGAUGAAGCUGGAUUCAAUUUAAUUCAAUAAAACAUAAUUCUACAUGUAGGAAUUUUAUUCUAAAAUAAUAUUUCAUUAUUUUUUUAUUAUUGGCUUUUUUGAUAUAAUUAUGUUGAUGUCUUAAAUAGUUUUUUAUGCUGUAAUUUUUAAAAUUUUGAAGAAAUGUAUGAGUUUUUUUAAAUUUCAAAUGGGAUAUACAAUUAUAAGCUCAAUUGAUUACUGGUUUUAUAUAAAUGUUCAUUGUAAUAUUUUUUAAGAAAAUAAAAUUUUAAUAUAUUAAAAAUAUAUUUAUCUAUAUAGUACUAAGCGAUUCUUUUUACUGAGGCAGUACAGAGGUUUCACUCUCAUAAGUAUUUGAAGCUACUCAUUUAACGGGACUGUGGUGACCUAAGAUAAGGUCCCAGUUUUCAGAUCUUAAAGUUUCAAGUUUGAAAUCCUGUUCUAAAGAAUUACCUGAAAAAAGGUGUGAUGUAUGUAAAUCCAUUGGACACAGAUGUUUUGCUAAUGUGGCAUGAAAAUUUGGAGAAUGGAUCCUGGCUCGGAUAACUACCUUGUCAUAUAGCCCUUCUGUUGUGCUCAAGUCCAUUUCUACCCAUAUGCUGCUUAAUUUUGUAAAUAAAUUUAAAAUAACGUGCAUAUUAUUUUGUGUCUUCAUGAAUGUGGUCAGUUUGUUAUUCUGUGAAAUAUACUCGUCUUUUGUUGUGAUUGCUAUAUAAGCCUAUUUGUUUUAAAAAAUAAAAAGUUUACCUACA